Molecule: messenger RNA, 1881 nt
Organism: Colletotrichum navitas
Lineage: Eukaryota; Fungi; Ascomycota; Sordariomycetes; Glomerellales; Glomerellaceae
Exons: 5
Coding region: 1-1509 (502 amino acids)
Biological process (GO): lipid metabolic process
Molecular function (GO): phosphoric diester hydrolase activity
Source: RefSeq, a predicted model, not a curated record
AUGAGGAAGAAGAAGAACCCGUUAACCCUUCAGAAACUUGCAAAAGUACGCAACCACACGACGAGUAGGCAAUACGUCACGAUCGUCAAUCUCACGCCACAUGGUUUUAAACUUACAUAUACACACUCUUGUCAGAUGGAUGAGUACAACUUGGGCGACUUCCCUUCUGGCAGGGCACGACAGAAUUUUGCGCAUUACAUCGAGAGUGGCAAUGCGAACCCUAUUGACGACAAUGGAGAGGCCUGCUACGACAUCGGGAAUACUGGCAAGAAGUUUGUUGUUCGUGUCAUGACUCACAUCCCGGAUACCUGCCCGAAGCGCGAGUACAAGGCUCCAGAGCAAGAGGUCCCCGUCACCCUUGUUAUCACGGGUAACGAUUCUUUUGGCUUCAUCACCUCGCUGUCCUACGGCCCCGGCGACUAUAUGAACUCGACCAAGGAUGAUAUCAAUCACCGCAAGCUGCUUGAUGCGAUCAUGCCAGGCACACAUGAUUCUGAUAUGAGCAAUACCACAGAAGCUAUCCUGAUGAGCGCCACUGAGUCCAACACACAGACUCAGGGGCUCAGUGUCUACGCCCAGCUCCGGUUGCGUGUUUCCACUGUGCACGAGGUUACCACCAGCAGCUACGAGUAUUGGACCACACACCUGAGCGACGAGAUGGCUGAAGUGACCAUUGGCAGGUCCGGCGAAAAGUUUGACGAUGUCGUUAGUAAGAUCAACAAAGUCACCAGCGAGAAUCCUGGUGAAGUAAUCGCCAUUCAAUUUCGCGGUGUGCGCAACGUGCCAAGCAAGGGGCCCGUUUACUGGGACGAGACCAUCAAGAACAAGCCCUUUGACAAACUGAUCGAGAUCAAGAGCCGCUGCAGAAAGCUCGACAGACCGGUUCAAGACUAUACAACGGAAAAGCUGAUGAGCAGUAAAAACGGCAAGGGCUGCGGAGACACGAAGGACGUGGCCAACUUUGCCAUAGACUUUCGGCAGAAGAAGAAGAACUUCCACAUCGGUCAGUGGUUCAGCACGCCGAGCCCACUCACUUCGACGUACCCCUACAGCAUUCAGUCCAUCGCUGUUCUGCCCACAAAUCCGGCUCUGUACUGGAAAGGCGUCAACAGUAUCAACUCCGCUGUCCUCUCGAACGUUUUGCUAGCAGACUACAUUGGGAUCCUGUACACCUUGGCUAUUGGUCUCAACCUGUACACCAUCAGCGAGAACUGCGACAUCAACAAGAGGCGAUCGCCGCUGCUGACGAGCCCCAAGAAUCAGAGGCGGCCUCCCAAACCGCUCGUUUCCCAGUUCAACGGCAUCAUCUUCGCUAAUGGAACGACCAUUGAACACCCUCCGCCUGGCUUCCAUCCCGAACGCGUGGAGAUCCUGAGAAAUGGUACGGCGUUUAGCAAUGGUGCUGUCUUGAAGGAGGAUGUGCCAAACCCGGACCUCAACUCUACAUUACUUUCAAUCCUUCGCAAUUUGGGUAUGUAUUCAUGUCAUGCGCUGAUUCAUUCCGGAUGAUCUAGCUUGGAUGUAUAUUGUGCAGCUCGGCUGAGUUGUUUCUUACCAAUACUGCAAAUAAUAACACCAUCGUGCCUUGCCUCGGGCUGCACAUCGUGAAUAACAUGGCGGUUUUGUCGCAUUCGUUGUGAGAAAUGCACAACACAAGAAUUGAUAAGCCUCUUGGUACUAAUGCCGAAAGCUGGCCGAUGAUCGUAGUUCUACUUGUAUUCAUGCAAGCCAUGUACGUACAACUGUUAGCUGGCGUAAAGGGGGAAAAAGAGAAUAUUUGGAUUCUUUCUUCCCCCUGAGCCGUGUAGGGUUGCGCAAAAGAUUGGUUUUACGAGUGGGGAUAAUCUUGUCACGAUCCUAGUGUUAGUCCAUGACGCGGAA